Molecule: messenger RNA, 1354 nt
Organism: Myxocyprinus asiaticus (Chinese sucker)
Lineage: Eukaryota; Metazoa; Chordata; Actinopteri; Cypriniformes; Catostomidae
Product: rho-related GTP-binding protein RhoU-like
Exons: 4
Coding region: 146-937 (263 amino acids)
Biological process (GO): small GTPase-mediated signal transduction
Molecular function (GO): GTP binding; GTPase activity
Source: RefSeq, a predicted model, not a curated record
CAGGUGCGCGAGGGAUUCCGAGCGAUCAAUGAUGCAGGGAUGGCAAAUAAAGUCAUUUAUUUAACAAAUCCUAUCAGAUAAUGUCUUGACUGUGGCGACGGACUGUUUUGCACCGCUAAAGUGCAUCUACUUACGGGAAAACGCAAUGCCGUCGCAGGAUGAGGUUGAUCCAGUAAAUGAAAACGAAGGUGCGCCUCCGGUGCCACCGCGCGCGACUCUUCACCGGGACUCACCGGCACGCGCCGCCGCACCUGAGCGCAAAGUCAAAUGCGUGCUGGUCGGUGAUAGAGCGGUGGGCAAGACAAGUUUGAUCGUCAGCUACACCACUAACGGAUACCCGGCAGAACACAUCCCUACCGCCUUUGACAACUUCACAGCCAGGGUUGUGGUGGAUGGGAAACCAGUUCAACUUCAGUUGUGUGACAUGGCAGGACAGAGAUGGGGGGCAGUGGACCAUUCUCUCAAUGACGAAUUUGACUGCCUUCGUCCACUCUGUUACCGUGACGCUGACGUCUUCCUGCUCUGCUAUAGCGUGGUCGUACCAUCUUCUCUCAGGAGCUUGAUGGAACGCUGGGCUCCGGAGGUCCACCGUCUCUGUCCAGGCGUUCCCAUCAUCCUCGUGGGCACCCAGUGUGACCUGCUUGAGGACGUCCAGGUCCUGAUCCGACUCGCAGACAGCCAGGAGAAACCGGUGAGCAGAGAGGAAGCCCGUCUGUACGCGAGGAGCAUCGGUGUCGUGACGUGUGCUGAAUGCUCGGCUCUGACGCAGAAGAACCUGAAGGAAGUGUUUGAUGCCGCCAUCCUGGCGAGCAUGCAGCAUGUAGAGGAGGGGGCGUGGCUGAGGAGACUGACGCUGAGAGAAAAAACUCCGGAUAAAAUCAAACAGCUCUCUGAAACGUGGUGGAGAAAACUGAGCUGUGUAGUGUCAGAGUUUUGAACUUCACUGAGAGUGACUCUACAAGGUUUAAAGGAAUAUUCCAGGUUCAAUACAAGUUAAGUUGCUUUACUUGCGCUUGAGGGGCAUAGGGAUAAUUUGGGGGGCAAAGCCCACCCCAGUACCCCCCCUAGAUCCGGCCCUGAGCCGUAUAUAAAAUUAUACAGUAUGUUAUUAUUAUUAUAGUAUAUCUAUUUAUUUGUCACUCAGUUUGGGACUGUAGAUCAGAUCUCAAGGUGACCUUGUUUUGCCUCACCUGUUAUGUGUUAUAGUAAUAUUGGAUGACGCAGGAGUGUUUGUGUCAGUUUGGCACAGUACCCUGCAUUCACAGUCGUGGAUUAGCUGAUCCUGUGAACAGAUUGAAGAUCAAGACUAAAGAAUGGGGAUCUGUCGUCUGCGUCACACCUGCUCAUAGUUCUG